AUGCAUCAAACUUCCUCCAGACUGUUGCGCAUGACGGAUGAUGACCGGCCCUUCACCAAAGACUUCAAGGACCUUUUCUCUACCCUGAUCGUCAGCCUGUUGCCCCUAUCAGCUCAUCGUGUGCGCCUCACCAAGGUCGAGCACACUUUCCUGUCUGAGGAUGCCAUCAACAACCUUGGGUCUCUGAAGUUCUCACAGUCGAACCGAAUGCCUGAUCCGAAGGACCCCUCUCGGAUCGUUACCACAACCACAACUACCACAUUCUCGAUGGCCAAAGAUAUGGCCCGAUCAAUAUGCCAGCGCUUCCUAGAGGCGAGAUUUAUCGAAUCGGCUGACGGGAAGUACCAGCAAGUAUACGCCAUGAAGGGCCAGGUCUGGCAGCUGACGCCGAAGGGCAUCUGUAUUCUGGACCGAUUCUGCUCAAGAAAUGGAAUACAGCAAAAGCAAGUUGGAGAGCUCAUUGGGUCUUCUCUGACCCAGUUGGUCAUUUUGGAGAGGGACGCCCAGACGGACAAGCUGAUCAGUGACCGCGGAACUAUCGAGGUCAUCUUCCGACGCUUUAUCGGAGCCAACGGCCCCAAUAUCAAGGCGAGCGUGAGCUCAGCGGAUUCAGACUCACUAAGCGAUUACCGCGACGGUCUCACCGGUGUCAAGAUGGCUGCGGAGCGCAAAGUUGGUGGCAGGACCUUCAAGGACACCUUCACUGGCAAGGCUGCCACUGACUGGCUGAUGGACUGCUGCACAACGGUGGAUCGGCGGGAGACAAUCGAGCUGGCUUCCCUCUUCGUCGAGUAUGAUCUGAUUGAGGCUGUCCAGCAGGACAGGUCAUACAUGCAGCAGGUCCCUGGGAGCCCGCUGUACCAGCCGACGAAGCAUGCCAUCUAUCAACUCACCGCAAGAGGCAAGGACAUCAUUAGUGGUGGAGGCUCCAGAGGCAGAAGUUCAGAGGGCGACGCAGCCUCUGUGACCAGAGCUGGUAUUGCACGAGACUCCAACACCCAGCGCCUGGACAAGAUCCUCAAUGACGCUGCGCUCCGCUUGUUGUUCCGUGAGAAUCUGCGAGAGACGCAUUGUGAAGAGAACCUGUCCUUCUAUCUGGAUGUGGACGAGUUUGUCAGGAGCUGUAAGCUGGCCAUCAGAGCGGCUCAGAAAAAUCCAGGCGCCACAAGCAUGGAUGGGAUCAAAGAGAUUAUGGCUCAGGCAUAUGGGAUCUACAACGCAUUCCUUGCUCCCGGCUCGCCUUGUGAACUGAAUAUCGAUCAUCAACUUCGGAAUAAUCUUGCAACCCGUAUGACGAAAGCGGUGGGACAGGACGUUGCUAUGAUCGACACUCUGCACGAGGUCACAACGCUGUUUGAGGAUGCUCAGAAUGCUGUUUUCAAGUUGAUGGCUAGUGAUUCGGUGCCGAAAUUCCUGCGGAGCCCCAAAUACGAGCAUACCCUCAAGCACUAUGAUUUUGAUUCGAUCGCGAUUGGCGGUGCUCAAGGCCGCGUUCCUGAGCGAAGCCAGAGCAGAUCUAACCGCAAAUAA
Phaeoacremonium minimum UCRPA7 is the source of this 1530-nucleotide messenger RNA. RefSeq names its product putative developmental regulator flba protein. NCBI's taxonomy places the organism in Eukaryota, Fungi, Ascomycota, Sordariomycetes, Togniniales, Togniniaceae. The transcript has 3 exons. Gene Ontology annotation, biological process: intracellular signal transduction. Bases 1 to 1530 code for a protein of 509 amino acids. The record is from RefSeq and is a predicted model, not a curated record.